CUAGGGUCUGGUCCUUUUUUGGUUCUGUAAGUGGGUGGAGGCAGAGGUUGACGAGGGCUAUAAAACUUAAACACACCAGGCAGGACCAGUGCACCAUCUCCGAGUGAACUACCCCGGCCAAAGCACCGACAAGACACAGCAAGGUUGACCAUGUGUGACGAGGAGGAGAGCACAGCGCUGGUCUGUGACAACGGCUCCGGGCUGUGCAAGGCUGGCUUCGCCGGGGACGAUGCCCCCCGCGCCGUCUUCCCCUCCAUCGUCGGCCGCCCCCGGCACCAGGGCGUCAUGGUCGGGAUGGGCCAGAAGGACAGCUACGUCGGUGACGAGGCACAAAGCAAGAGAGGCAUCCUCACCUUGAAAUAUCCCAUCGAGCACGGAAUCAUCACAAAUUGGGACGACAUGGAGAAGAUCUGGCACCACACUUUCUAUAACGAGCUGCGAGUAGCCCCAGAGGAACAUCCAACUCUGCUGACCGAGGCUCCCCUCAACCCCAAAGCCAACCGAGAGAAGAUGACCCAGAUCAUGUUCGAGACCUUCAAUGUGCCGGCCAUGUACGUUGCCAUCCAAGCCGUGCUGUCACUCUACGCCUCCGGCCGAACCACCGGUAUUGUACUUGACUCUGGAGAUGGUGUUACCCACAACGUGCCCAUCUACGAGGGCUAUGCCCUACCCCACGCCAUCAUGCGCCUGGACCUGGCGGGCCGUGAUCUCACCGACUACCUCAUGAAAAUCCUCACUGAACGUGGCUACUCCUUCGUCACCACAGCUGAACGUGAGAUUGUCCGUGACAUUAAGGAGAAACUCUGCUACGUGGCCCUGGACUUUGAGAACGAAAUGUCCACCGCUGCCUCCUCAUCCUCUCUGGAGAAGAGUUACGAGCUGCCGGACGGCCAAGUCAUCACCAUCGGCAACGAACGCUUCCGCUGUCCCGAAACACUCUUCCAACCUUCCUUCAUUGGGAUGGAGUCUGCUGGCAUCCAUGAAACCACGUACAACAGCAUCAUGAAGUGUGACAUCGACAUCAGGAAAGAUUUAUAUGCCAAUAACGUGCUGUCCGGUGGGACCACCAUGUACCCUGGCAUCGCGGACCGCAUGCAAAAGGAAAUCACUGCCCUGGCUCCCAGCACCAUGAAAAUCAAGAUCAUCGCCCCUCCCGAGCGCAAGUACUCGGUCUGGAUCGGCGGCUCCAUCCUGGCCUCCCUCUCCACCUUCCAGCAGAUGUGGAUUAGCAAGCCUGAAUACGAUGAGGCCGGUCCAUCUAUUGUGCACCGCAAAUGCUUCUAAUCCUCCCCUUCCUCCUUCUCCUAU
This is a messenger RNA of Amblyraja radiata (thorny skate), 1308 nucleotides long. RefSeq names its product actin alpha 2, smooth muscle (gene acta2). The transcript is spliced from 9 exons. Bases 151 to 1284 code for a protein of 377 amino acids. The record is from RefSeq and is a predicted model, not a curated record. NCBI's taxonomy places the organism in Eukaryota, Metazoa, Chordata, Chondrichthyes, Rajiformes, Rajidae.